Molecule: messenger RNA, 667 nt
Organism: Cynara cardunculus var. scolymus (artichoke)
Lineage: Eukaryota; Viridiplantae; Streptophyta; Magnoliopsida; Asterales; Asteraceae
Product: peptidyl-prolyl cis-trans isomerase FKBP12
Exons: 5
Coding region: 74-412 (112 amino acids)
Molecular function (GO): peptidyl-prolyl cis-trans isomerase activity
Source: RefSeq, a predicted model, not a curated record
AGUCAUCGACUGUCACUCGCAAAAAGAAAAACAAAACCCUUAAAGAGAUACAAAGCAAAAGAGAUCGGAAAAAAUGGGAGUGGAGAAGGAAGUGAUCCAAGCCGGAACCGGUCCCAAGCCCGUCCCCGGCCAAAAUGUCACCGUUCAUUGUACCGGAUAUGGGAAAAAUGGCGAUCUGUCUCAAAAAUUCUGGAGCACCAAAGAUCCAGGGCAGCAGCCGUUCACCUUCAAAAUUGGCCAAGGCCAAGUUAUUAAAGGUUGGGAUGAAGGUGUAUUGGGAAUGCAAUUGGGAGAAGUUGCUCGGUUAAGGUGCACACCUGACUAUGCUUAUGGUGCUGGUGGAUUUCCUGCAUGGGGUAUCCAGCCUAACUCCGCUUUGGUCUUUGAGAUCGAAGUUCUUCGUGCACAGUAGUAGAUCGGUGCGUUAGUUCGUGAAAUGGUAUUUACUCAGGUGCUUAAACAUGUGUUGGCAUGCUAUUAUAAACUUCAAAAAUACCGGUAUAAUUACAUCUUAUGCCCGACCGAUGACUAUUUUUGCAUUUACUGUUCUCCGUUUGUUAAUUUUUGAGACUUUGAUUAUUGCAUCAGACUUGUAAAACCAAAACCUAGAUGUGGCAAAGAAUAAAAAACCACCAUGGCUAUCAAUGAUCCUUUGCGUAAGGAAAAA